This is a messenger RNA of Bombina bombina (fire-bellied toad), 9806 nucleotides long. RefSeq names its product kinesin family member 1B (gene KIF1B). NCBI's taxonomy places the organism in Eukaryota, Metazoa, Chordata, Amphibia, Anura, Bombinatoridae. The record is from RefSeq and is a predicted model, not a curated record. Gene Ontology annotation, cellular component: dendrite; cytoplasmic vesicle; microtubule. Gene Ontology annotation, biological process: cytoskeleton-dependent intracellular transport; microtubule-based movement; vesicle-mediated transport. Gene Ontology annotation, molecular function: ATP hydrolysis activity; microtubule binding; ATP binding.
CCGAGAAGCAUCAACAUGUCGGGUGCCUCCGUAAAAGUAGCUGUGCGGGUUCGACCGUUUAAUUCCAGGGAGCUCGGUAAAGACUCCAAAUGCAUCAUUCAGAUGCAGGGCAACUCCACCAGUAUUAUCAACCCAAAGAACCCAAAGGAACCAGCUAAAAGCUUUAGCUUUGACUACUCCUACUGGUCUCACACGUCGCAAGAUGACCCUUGCUUUGCAUCCCAGAGCCGUGUGUACAAUGACAUUGGGAAGGAAAUGCUUGAGCAUGCAUUUGAGGGCUACAAUGUAUGCAUUUUUGCAUAUGGGCAGACUGGUGCUGGCAAAUCCUACACCAUGAUGGGAAAACAAGAAGAGACCCAAGCUGGCAUCAUCCCUCAGCUCUGCGAAGAUCUGUUUGAGAAAAUAAAUGAUAACAACAAUGAAGAAGUUUCCUUCUCUGUAGAGGUUAGUUACAUGGAAAUUUACUGUGAGCGAGUCAGAGACCUGCUGAACCCUAAAAACAAAGGAAACCUGCGCGUCAGGGAGCACCCUCUUCUCGGCCCAUAUGUGGAAGACCUGUCUAAAUUAGCGGUUACCUCAUACACUGAUAUUGCUGACCUAAUGGAUGCUGGUAACAAGGCCAGAACUGUAGCUGCUACAAACAUGAACGAAACCAGCAGUCGCUCUCACGCCGUCUUCACAAUCGUUUUUACCCAAAAGAAACUCGACACAGAAACCAACCUCUCUACAGAGAAGGUCAGUAAGAUCAGCCUGGUAGACUUGGCUGGUAGCGAGCGUGCCGACUCCACUGGCGCUAAAGGAACUCGGCUAAAAGAGGGAGCAAACAUCAACAAAUCUCUGACUACUCUAGGAAAAGUCAUCUCCGCUCUGGCAGAGGUGAGCAAAAAAAAGAAAAAGACGGAUUUUAUUCCCUAUCGAGACUCUGUGCUCACUUGGCUGCUGCGUGAGAAUCUAGGUGGGAAUUCCAGAACUGCAAUGGUUGCGGCCUUGAGUCCAGCUGAUAUAAAUUACGAUGAAACUCUGAGCACCUUAAGAUACGCAGACCGUGCCAAGCAGAUUAAAUGUAAUGCUAUUAUUAAUGAAGAUCCCAAUGCCAAACUGGUGCGUGAGCUGAAGGAUGAAGUAAGCCGACUUAAAGAUCUUCUGCGUGCGCAAGGCUUGGGUGAUAUCCUGGACAUUGAUGCUAUUGAGGACAAUUACCCUGGAAUAAAAUCUCUUCCUAUUGUGGCCUGCCUGCCUCUCUCAGAUGUGAACGAUAACCAGAACUUAAAGAAUAAGUUCUUACUAGCCAAUGAGAAUCAACGGCCUGGCCAUUUCUCCACAGCUUCUAUGAGCUCCCUCGCAUCUUCGCCUUCCUCCUGCUCCCUCAAUAGCCAGGUGGGAUUGACGACCGUGAGCAGUAUCCACGAGAGAAUUAUGUCCACGCCUGGUGGAGAGGAGGCUAUAGAGCGACUUAAGGAAUCUGAGAAGAUCAUUGCGGAGCUUAAUGAGACAUGGGAGGAAAAACUCAGAAAAACGGAAGCCAUUCGCAUGGAGAGGGAAGCUUUGCUUGCUGAGAUGGGAGUUGCCAUUCGAGAAGAUGGAGGAACCUUAGGUGUCUUCUCUCCCAAAAAGACUCCACAUCUUGUUAACCUUAACGAAGACCCUUUGAUGUCAGAAUGCCUGCUGUAUUACAUUAAGGACGGAAUUACCAGGGUUGGUCAGGCAGAUGCUGAAAGACGCCAGGACAUUGUGCUAAGCGGAGCUCAUAUUAAGGAAGAGCAUUGCAUAUUCCGCAGUGAGAGGAAGCCUAAUGGAGAAGUGAUUGUGACAUUGGAGCCUUGCGAAUACUCAGAGACGUACGUAAAUGGGAAGCGAGUCGUUCUGCCAGUGCAGCUGCGCUCAGGGAAUCGCAUAAUUAUGGGCAAGAACCAUGUAUUCCGAUUUAACCAUCCCGAACAGGCUCGAGCAGAGAGGGAAAAAACUCCCUCUGCAGAGACCCCGUCUGAACCUGUAGACUGGACAUUUGCGCAGCGGGAGCUUCUAGAGAAACAGGGCAUUGAUAUGAAGCAAGAGAUGGAGAAAAGGCUUCAGGAGAUGGAAAUCCAGUACAAGAAGGAGAAAGAGGAAGCCGAUCUUCUUUUGGAGCAGCAGAGACUUGAUUAUGAGAGUAAAUUGCAGGCCCUGCAGAAACAAGUGGAAACUCGUUCUUUGACGGCAGAAACCACUGAAGAAGAGGAGGAGGAGGAAGAGGAAGUUCCGUGGACCCAGCAUGAGUUUGAGCUGGCACAGUGGGCAUUUAAGAAAUGGAAACAUCAUCAGUUCACAUCAUUAAGGGACCUUCUGUGGGGCAAUGCAGUUUACCUAAAGGAAGCAAAUGCUGUCAGUGUUGAACUGAAGAAGAAGGUCCAGUUCCAGUUUGUGUUACUGACGGACACUCUGUACUCCCCAUUGCCCCCUGAGCUUCUACCCCCUGAGGCAGAGAAACUACCAGAAGAUGAGCCUUUUCCCCGAACAGUUGUUGCUGUUGAGGUGCAGGACCUGAAAAAUGGAGCCACGCACUACUGGUCAAUUGAAAAACUCAGGCUGCGUCUGGAGCAGAUGCGAGAGAUGUACGACAGAGCUGGAGAAAUGGCGUCUAAUGUACAAGAUGAUAGUGACAGUGCUGUUACUGGCAAUGACCCAUUUUAUGAUCGCUUCCAUUGGUUCAAGCUAGUAGGAAGUUCUCCCAUAUUCCACGGCUGUGUGAAUGAGCGGCUGGCAGACCGCACCCCGUCCCCUACCUUCUCCACCGCAGACUCCGACAUCACAGAGCUGGCUGAUGAACAGCAAGACCAAAUGGAAGACUUUGAUGACGAGCCAUUUGUGGAUGAUACCAGCUCUGAUGUUGGUACUGAAGAAGGAUCCGAUAUCUUCAGCGAUGGCCACGACCCAUUUUACGACCGAUCUCCCUGGUUCAUUUUAGUAGGAAGGGCAUUUGUUUACCUAAGCAAUCUGCUGUUUCCUGUCCCUUUGGUGCACAAGGUGGCUGUAGUAAGUGAGAAGGGAGAAGUGCGUGGAUUCCUGCGUGUAGCGGUGCAAGCGAUAGCUGGUGACGAGGAAGCACCAGACUAUGGGUCAGGGAUUCGACAGUCAGGAACAGCCAAAAUAUCAUUUGACAAUAACUACUUCAAUAAGAACGAUUUCUCUUCUGCGGUUCUAACACGCUCUGGGCUGUCACUUGAAGAGCUUCGCAUUGUGGAAGGGCAAGGGCAAAGCUCUGAGACCAUCACACCUAUAGAGGAAGUAAACCGGUUGGCUGAGAUGGAUAUGAAAUCCGGCAGCUUGCUAGAUGGCAAGAUGAUGAUGGAAGGAUUUAAUGAGGAUGUGGGAGAGCAUCUGAAGAUUGGCAGCAUCUUCACCUUCCGUGUGACGGUUCUUCAGGCUAGUGGCAUUCUUCCCGAAUAUGCAGACAUUUUCUGCCAGUUCAACUUUCUGCAUCGGCAUGAUGAGGCGUUUUCAACUGAGCCAUUAAAAAACAACGGUCGGGGUAACCCCUUGGGCUUCUACCAUGUGCAGAACAUUGCAGUGGAGGUUACAGAAUCCUUUAUAGAAUACAUCAAGACCAAUCCCAUUGUGUUUGAAGUAUUUGGCCAUUACCAGCAGCACUCGCAUCACCUACAAGGCCAGGAUCUGAGCCCACCGCAGCAAUCCCGACGCUACUUUCCUCCUCCCAUGCCCUUAUCUAAACCAGUUCCAGCCACUAAGCUAAAUCCCCUGAGCAAGGCGAGUUUAGGACAGAGCAUCAGCAAAUUCGACUUGUUGGUCUGGUUUGAAAUCAGCGAAUUGGAGCCAACUGGAGAGUAUAUCCCAGCUGUGGUUGAUCACACAGGAGGAUUGUCCUGUCAAGGGACCUUCCUGCUGCACCAGGGCAUACAGCGCAGGAUUACAGUCACCAUUAUCCAUGAGAAGGGGAACGAACUUCACUGGAAGGAUGUCCGCGAACUUGUUGUUGGGCGAGUGCGCAGUAAAGCGGAAGUGGACGAAGCGGCCGCAGAUGCAGUGCUUUCUCUAAAUAUCAUCUCUGCCAAAUACCUCAAAUCUUCUCAUAGUUCCAGAACAUUUUAUCGUUUUGAGGCUGUGUGGGACAGCUCACUGCAUAACUCCCUGCUACUGAACAGGGUGACCCCUUACGGGGAGAAGAUCUACAUGACAUUAUCAGCAUAUCUGGAGCUUGAUCAUUGCAUCCAACCGGCUGUGAUCACUAAAGAUGUCUGUAUGAUCUUCUACUCCCGCGAUGCCAAAAUAUCUCCUCCAAGAUCCCUGCGCAGCCUCUUUGGCAGUGGCUAUUCCAAGACUCCUGAUUGUAACAGAGUGACCGGCGUCUACGAGCUAAGCUUAUGCAAAAUGGCAGACACAGGAAGUCCAGGGAUGCAACGGAGGAGACGAAAGAUUCUGGACACUUCAGUGGCGUAUGUCCGUGGGGAAGAGAACCUUGCUGGUUGGAGACCUCGGGGGGAUAGCCUGAUCCUGGAGCACCAGUGGGAACUGGAGAAGAUGGAGCUUCUACACGAGGUGGAGAAAACGCGGCACCUGUUGUUGCUGAGAGAAAAACUUGGUGACAGCAUUCCCAAGUCACUAAGUGAAUCCAUCUCUCCAAGCCUUAGCAGUGGGACCCUCAGCACCUCCACGAGCAUUUCCUCACAGAUCUCUACCACCACCUAUGAAAGUGCCAUCACCCCAAGUGAAAGCAGUGGAUACGACUCAACUGAUGUUGAGAGCCUUGUGGAUCGUGAAAAAGAGCUUGCCACCAAGUGUUUACAACUCCUUACUCACACAUUUAACCGUGAGCUGACCCAAGUGUGCAACAGUAUCAGUGAUUGUAAGCUGUCUGAUAUCUCCCCUAUUGGGCGUGACCCCUCUGUAUCCAGUUUUAGCAGCGCUACUCUUACGCCUUCCUCAACAUGUCCAUCACUAGCGGACUCCAGGUGCAGCUCUGUGGAUCAGAAGACCCCUGAAGCAAAUUCUCGAGCCUCCAGCCCUUGUACAGAGUAUGAACAAUUCCACAUAGUGCCCUGCAUGGAUAGCUCAUUCCUGGCACGAGCUGGAAAGAAUGAGUUCCUUAAUCUUGUACCAGACAUUGAAGAAAUCAGACCAGGAUCUGUGGUGUCUAAGAAGGGUUACCUGAACUUCAAGGAGCCUCUGUCCCAUUCAUGGGUAAAACACUAUGUGGUGGUGAGACGUCCCUAUGUCUUCAUCUACAAUAGCGAUAAGGACCCAGUGGAGAGGGGGCUAAUUAACUUGUCCACUGCUCAAGUGGAGUACAGUGAAGACCAACAAGCUAUGGUCAAGAGCCCAAAUAUUUUUGCUGUAUGCACAAAAUACCGAGGACUACUGCUGCAGGCCAUUAAUGAUAAGGAUAUGAACGAUUGGCUGUAUGCUUUUAAUCCACUUCUUGCUGGCACAAUACGGUCGAAGUUGGCCAGACGCCGCUCUCUGUCUAUGAAGUACUGAGAUGCUUCGUGUCUCCUGACUUCUGAUAGGAAAUGCUAUCUCCCUUCCCUUUUUGUGGUUCUUGCCAGUUUCUCUUGUCUGUAAACCUGUGGCUUCCCCCUCUUCCCUUCUGUACCAAUAAAAAUCCUUAUCUCGUCGCAUGUGGCCGAACAGUUAGAAGAAAAGACAGAGUGAAAUGGAAUCCAGAUUACUCUUUUCUUCUGGGCAUUUCCCUGUUUUCCCAGCAGUUUCUAGUGUAUGUAAUGUAAUGCGUCUUUCAGGAAUGCAUUCUUUUUUUUUUUUCUUUUUUUUUCUUGUCAAUGUUUUACACUUCUGUGAUUUUAUAGAAACCUCCAGCUCUCCCUAGGUUGUCUUUUUCCUGCGCCCCCUCUGUGUGCUGCUAUCACUGCUGUGGGAGGGUAGGAGGUUCCAUACAUGCACCUUCCUCUGUCUCAUCUCCUCCAGCCUGGCAUUUGCCAUGCCUGGGGCUGCACUGUGACAAUACCAGGUUUGGGAUUGCUAGUUUGGGAUGGGGUUGGUGAAUUUGGGGCAUUACACUAAAAUUUUCUCUUUACCACUCACAGCUCCCGAAAGGAUCAGCUGUAGAACCUUGUUCCCAAUGUCCCAGCAGCCCUGUACUCUUGUCUCUGCGCAACAAACCUCACGUCUUCUCUGACCAGAGAGAGCGCUGAGCACAUGGGUGCUCGGAUUUUAUUUAUUUCAAUAUACAGUUUCAAGCAACAAUGGUAUUUCCAUGGAGAGAGACCGGGCUGUGCUUUUGUUUUAUUUUUAUUGUAAAUAGGAGGCCACUUUCAUUAUCCGGCCCUGGGAAAUGGGUCCGUUUGUUAACACUACUACAAUUUCUGCAAGAACGUAAGACUCCUGUCAUUAUGUAGCUUCUUGCAAGGAUUACACAGACUGCCCCAGUGCGUCAUAAGUAGAUUCGGGGCCAUCCAGCUCUCAACCAUAAUCUGAGAGGAUUUAAAUGCUGGAUAGAAAAGAGGGCUGAUGCUUGUGUAAGGGCAGAUCAUUCUAUAGACGUGCUGCUGGGGGCUUGGUAGGUUGUAGUGGGACACAAGCCUUCAGAAGAUGCACUGGUCAGUAUAGAAAAGAUUGGAUAUCAUCUAGAAAUAUAAGGAUCAUAUUUGUACAUCCAGCUACAGAUCUUGUGACCAGGUUAAGGUAGAAGGGACAACAAGAAUUCACUUUCAAAAUUAAAGGGAAUCUAGUUGACUACAACUUUUUAAAGCAAUGUUAAAACAGGUAGUUUGGGUUUUCAUUCAUUUUUAUUUUGUAAAUUGAUACCUUUUGGGGGAUAGAAUAAAAAGUUACAUAAAUAAAACUGCUUAAAGUACCCAUCGUAAAUAAAUGAUAUAAGUUUGGCACAUGCAACCUUGGCUAUAUACAGAAAUGUGAAUAUGCCCACAGUGCUUGUCAAUAGGGGCGAACUGGAGCGUAAUCAGAUGCAAAUCACAUUACUAUCAACUAUGGCUGCACUGAAGAGCAUCUAAGAGAUGUUAAAAUAAGUUUAAAAAACAACAUAUCAUAUUCACCCGUAUCUAAAAGUGAUAAUUAUAAAUGAGUACUAUUCUCUAAACAGUGGCUACAUGGCUCUCAGAUGUGAGCUUUGUUAUGCCGUUUAUCUGAAGGCUGCACCUCUAAACUAGUUAUACAUUUAUGUUUUGGGUGGGCGGGUGGUUUUAAGAUCUAAUCUACAUAUCUAAAAAAAUGAAUUUUCAAAACUUAAAAAACCCAGUUUCUUUGUUUGUGUGAUUUUAAAUGCAUUAGAUGAUUUAGUCACGUUUAUGUCCUUGUAAAUGGACCCGUAUCACAUCACAGGUCCCUCUGACUGUGCAAGGGUCAAAGCACUGAUGCAACAAUAUAUAUUUUUGUUAUUGAUAAAUUAAUUAAAAUAUAAUAUUUAAAGGUCUUUGCAUUGAAUGAUCCACAUAAGCUUUUCUAUAAUCUCUUUACUGUUAGUUUUGCUUUGCUCCAAAGUAGAUCAUUAUUCUUAACAUUUUAUUGUGUCACGUUUUACUUGCAACAAACUGGCAGACAGCUAAUUGCCUGUUUUAUUAUUUAGGACUUUAUUUCUGAGAAAUGAAAAAGCUCACUGUUGACAUUAAUUGGGCACAUACUUUGGGAGUCUGAAACCUGCACGAUAGUGAUUUGCUGGUUCUGUAUGUAUUCCGGUAGCCAGAGUCAACCAACUCUGAGCUACUACCAGGUGCAAUCAUGCCAGGGGCCAGCCAACCUUCUGGGCAUAGACUUAGUGACCAAAGUGUUCUCUCAUAUGUACAGAAAAUCUUCUUCUAUUCAAAAGAUAACCUAUCCAGCACUUUACAAUGCUAACAUCACUAGUAGCCUAAAGUAUUUAUCGUGUAGUUAAUCAGCUUCCAAUACUUCUACUGACUGUAUUUUACUAGUAAAAGAACCACUGAUUCUACAUUCUUCUUAACUGAACCAAAAAGGGAAUUUAUGUACUGGGAUCUAAUCAUUUUAUCAGCAAACAAUCUGAUUUGCAAAAUAUGCACCUUAAGGUUUUUUUCUUGGCAUUACAGCAUUGUAGAAAGGGAUAUUGUGCUUCAUAUCAAUGCAAAAACCUGUAUUUUAAAGCUUGUUUACUGAUUUUAAGGGAUAGUUGCUUGUUCUUUGAUGUAUUAUGUACUGUAUAUUUAUGUCUGCGGUUUAUUGCACACAAGGAAGAUUAAAAACAUUCCUUUGGACUAGCACCUUAUAGGUACUUUGCAUUCAGCGCUGUCUAUGCAUCUCAUAUCUCUCCACUUUACACAUUUUAGAAGAUUUUUGAUGGUUUAACCCCUCUUGUGCUGGAUGGUCCAGCAAACGAAUGGAGUCCCUGCAUUGCAACAAAAGAUUUAGUACGUGUUUGUGGCUUGCUAGGGAAGCCCGGGUGCACUGCCUCUAGAAGGAAUUCGCUUGAAUGUAUUUUAAAAUGGGUUUAUAAAACUCAAAGAUUUAAUGUCUUUUUUAUUACGUUUUUAAUUUUCAUUCUGUAAAACCAUAACCCAAGUUGUUCAUAACUGGAAUGUAUUCAUUAUUUUUGUGCUUCCUGGUCUACUGAAACCGUUGGGAAAUUAAAAUAAAGUGUUUUGUUUUUUUAAUGUUUCUGAGAGCGCACAAGUUUCAUGUUUCACAAACAAAUAUGAAGAUGCUGCACUAAAUAGCUUAACAUUGACAUAGUUAGGUCAUUCCCAGAUAUAUCUAAAUUGUGCAACGCAUUUCUAUUCCCUAGUGAGUUAUGAACUUAAUUUUCCUAUCUGUAUUCUUCUCGUAGUGUUUGGGAAGAUGGGGCAGAAGCACAAAUUCAUUUUAUGGUGAAUCUGAACUGAAAUAUUAAGGAAAUAUAGUGUAAGAUAAGACAUUUGACUGAUCAGUAAGAAUUUGUACCGUUUCAUUAACUGCUUCGUCCCAGUGUCUUGGCGCUAACAUUUGUCAUAAGCUUUUGUGAAGCAGCCAUUGUUGGCCAAUCUAAAGUCACCAUUUUUGCAUAUUUACAUAUAGUGAGCAUUCCCUAACGUUCCUGUAAGGACCAACCAGAAAAAAACUCAACUAGUUUGUUAAAUUGUGAUAAUUCAUAAAAAUAGAGUUUAUUUUUAUUUUUUUCAAGAAGGCACCAAAGAAAAGAAACAGAAUAUUUUGUUUCCUAGCAAAGUUUGAAGCAGUUCCAGUUCAGUUGAACACAUGAUCAAUCCCAUGAUUCAGCUUAACGAUAACCAGAACAUUCAUUUAUAUUCGCUCACUGGUUUCCCUUUUAUUGGGCUGACUUAGUAGCUACUCUCCCUGAUAUGAUGUAGUUAAAAUGAUGCUUGUUUAGCAAGUCUUUGUGUUUUCUUGUUGCUGUCAGACUAAAAACCCAGGUUUGUUUUGCUGAGUGAAAAUACAUUUGAAAGCAAAGGCUAUCAUAGGAAACGUAGUUAAUGAAUGUGCAUUUGUAGGCGUAAGAAACACUGAUUUAUUAACCGUUAUGCAUCCAGGGUGACACAACAAUUCAUUGCAGGUCCUUCUGGUAACAAACUGGUUAACUAGCCCUGCCCCAUUCAUACUGAGCUUUAGUGGGAAACAUGAAUCUCUCUUGGAAGAAACCUCUGUAGAGCGCUGAGUCACCAUGAAGGGGAAUACUACACCACACUGUUCAUUUCCAUGUUUUAUUUUGUAAAUAUAAUUGGAUGUGUGAGUAUACAAAAUGUAAAUAUUUCAUCUAUUUGUACUAAUUCUGAUCCAUUUGCUGUAUAGCCUAGAUGUGCAAUGCAGAUAUAUUAAACUCUGUGUAUUGUAACCUGCACCACUGGAACGGUUAGUGACCAAUCUCUAACAAUAAAGCUACAGCUACAUUA